AUGGUGACCUCCAGCAUUAUUUAUACAACUUUCUCCAUAUAUUUUUUAUUCUCUCAACUUGUAACGGUUUCACAAUGUGCUCCUUCACCUGUAGUUGCAUAUUCUCAUCCUUCAACUCCUCAUAAUAUCAACACAGUUAUUUCAUCACAAAAACUACAAAAAUGUCCUCCUUGUCCGAAGGAUUGUUCCUUAAGUGAUACAAAUAAGGCCUUCGUAUCAAAACUGCGCUGCCCUCCACAAAUUGGAAAUUGUACAGCCAACAACGCUAUCGCAAAGCCAACAACUGGAGCUUUGAAGGGAAGAGGGGAACGCUGUUGUUGCUGUGAUUGUUGUUGCUGCAGGUAUUUUUACUUAGAUUCUUUUCAAUUUAAAUUCAUUUUCGAGGCCCUGUUGUUGCUGUUGUUGUAA
Messenger RNA from Meloidogyne enterolobii, 408 nucleotides. The record is from the annotation of a GenBank genome assembly. NCBI's taxonomy places the organism in Eukaryota, Metazoa, Nematoda, Chromadorea, Rhabditida, Meloidogynidae.